Messenger RNA from Xenopus laevis (African clawed frog), 5046 nucleotides. It is a transcript of the gene brpf1.S, whose product is annotated as bromodomain and PHD finger containing 1 S homeolog. Gene Ontology annotation, cellular component: nucleus. Gene Ontology annotation, biological process: regulation of transcription by RNA polymerase II. Lineage: Eukaryota; Metazoa; Chordata; Amphibia; Anura; Pipidae. Bases 211 to 3966 code for a protein of 1251 amino acids. The record is from RefSeq and is a predicted model, not a curated record. The transcript has 15 exons.
CGCAUACUACGUGCAGUCGUGACGUCACCAUCGCGCGAGAUGCGAUUUGCUAUGCUGUGUGGGAUUCGCUGUCAGGCAGGAACCAAGGCGCUGAACAAUAAUGGCGCUGGGGGACGAUUAAGCAGCGAUCCUGGACUGCUGGUUUUGUUAAGAAUAUCGGGACUGCCCCGCCGAGAGCGGGACUGGCGGGCGGUGUAGGCCAGAUGUAACAUGAUGGGUGUUGACUUUGAUGUGAAGACAUUUUGCCACAAUUUGAGAGCCACAAAACCUCCCUAUGAAUGCCCAGUGGAGACCUGCCGAAAGAUCUACAAGAGCUACAGUGGGAUCGAGUACCACUUGUACCACUACGAUCAUGACAACCCACCUCUGCAGCAGCAGACUCCCAUCCGCAAAUCCAAAAAGAAGGGCCGGCAUCCCCGAUCUGCAAAUAAGCAGUCACCGACCAACUCCGAAGUGUCUCAGUCUCCAACCCGGGAGGUGAUGACGUACGCCCAGGCCCAGAGAUUGGUGGAGGUGGAAUUACACGGGCGUUUGCAUCGUAUUAGUAUAUUCGACUGCUUGGAUGUUGUUUCUGAGGACGAUGAUCCACCUGAAGAAACUCCUGAAAAUGGAAGCAAUAAGGAAAAUAAUGACACACCUGCAACCACUCCUAAGUCGGGAAAGCACAAAAGCAAGGAUAAAAGAAAAGACUCCAACCAUCAUCAUCACCACAAUGCCACCGCAGGAGCCACCACAAAACUCCCAGAGGUUGUGUACCGAGAGCUUGAAUUGAAUACACCAGAUGCUCCUCCACGGCCUUCUUCCUACUACAGAUAUAUUGAGAAGUCUGCAGAGGAGCUAGACGAGGAGGUGGAGUAUGAUAUGGAUGAGGAAGAUUACAUCUGGCUCGAUAUAAUGAAUGACCGAAGGAAGACGGAGGCAGUGAACCCCAUUCCACAAGAGAUCUUUGAGUAUUUAAUGGACAGGUUGGAAAAGGAAUCCUACUUUGAAAGCCAUAAUAAAGGGGACCCAAAUGCUUUAAUUGAUGAGGAUGCUGUGUGCUGCAUUUGCAACGAUGGAGAGUGUCAGAACAGCAAUGUUAUAUUGUUCUGUGAUAUGUGUAAUCUUGCUGUGCAUCAGGAGUGCUAUGGGGUUCCUUAUAUACCGGAAGGACAGUGGCUUUGUAGAAGGUGCCUCCAGUCACCUUCUAGGGCGGUGGAUUGUGCACUGUGCCCAAAUAUGGGAGGGGCAUUCAAACAGACAGAUGAUGGACGCUGGGCACACGUCGUUUGUGCCCUUUGGAUUCCUGAGGUUUGUUUUGCAAACACAGUCUUCCUGGAACCCAUAGACAGCAUUGAACAUAUCCCACCUGCACGGUGGAAGCUGACGUGCUAUAUUUGCAAACAGCGAGGCUCUGGAGCUUGCAUCCAGUGCCACAAAGCAAACUGUUAUACAGCCUUCCAUGUGACAUGUGCUCAGCAGGCUGGCCUGUACAUGAAAAUGGAACCUGUGCGAGAAACCGGUGCUAACGGUACGUCUUUUAGUGUGCGCAAGACUGCGUACUGUGAUAUUCACACACCUCCAGGGUCUGUUUGCAAGCUCCCUGCACUUUCUCAUAGUGAAGCAGAGGAGGAGGAUGACGAGGAAGAAGAAGAUGGCAAAGGAUGGAGCUCUGAAAAGGUAAAAAGAGCAAAGGCCAAAUCAAGGAUCAAAAUGAAGAAAGCUCGAAAAAUCCUUGCUGAGAAGAGAGCUGCUGCCCCUGUUGUUUCUGUUCCUUGUAUCCCACCACACAGACUCAGUAAGAUCACAAACUGUUUGACCGUCCCAAGGAAGAGCCAGUUUAUGCAAAGGUUACACAGCUACUGGACCUUAAAAAGACAGUCUCGAAAUGGUGUUCCACUGCUUCGACGCCUGCAGACGCACUUACAGUCUCAAAGGAACUGUGAUCAGGAGAUGAAGUGGCGGAUACCAAUUUCUGAUGACGCACCAGGUCACUUGGGUACCAUUGCCAAUUCAAAUGAUGAGGCUGGAGACCAAACUAACAAGAAAGACCCCACGGAUAAGAACUGGUUGCUUAAGGAACAAUUAAAAUCAUGGCAGAGACUUCGGCACGACUUGGAGAGAGCUCGUCUGCUGGUAGAAUUAAUACGAAAGCGAGAAAAGCUCAAGAGAGAGACGAUUAAAGUCCAGCAAAUGGCACUAGAAAUGCAGCUGACUCCUUUUCUCAUCCUCCUGAGAAAAACGCUGGUGCUACUGCAGGAGAAAGAUACAAGUAAUAUAUUCACUGAGCCGGUCCCUCUGUCUGAGGUAACAGAAAUCUACAAAGUGCCAGACUAUCUAGAACAUGUUAAGAAGCCAAUGGACUUUCAGACCAUGAAGCGUAAUUUAGAGGCUUUCCGCUACCAGAAUUUCGACCACUUUGAGGAAGACUUCAACUUAAUUGUGAACAACUGCAUAAAGUACAACACUAAAGACACUCUCUUUUACCGAGCUGCCUCACGCCUUCGGGAACAGGGCGGAGCUCUCCUUCGGCAGGCCCGCAAGCAGGCAGAAAAGAUUGGCAUUGAUUUUGAGACGGGUAUGCUUAUACACCCAGUCAGCACAGGAAAUGAAAUUGGGCGUCAUGGCAGAGAGAAUGACUUUGAGCGUGCUCCUCUGUCUGACACCCGCAAGCAACUCCCUCUAGAGGAGCAGCUAAAAGUCCAGUUGGCGAGACUAGAUGAGGUGAAUGCGAGCAAGCAAAGCAUAGGACGAGCGCGCCGGGCCAAGAUGAUCCGCAAGGAGAUCACGUCGAUCCGUAGGAAGAUGUCUUACCAACAAGAAUCCAGAAGGGAUGAUGGCAUUGAUCGGCACAGCUCUGCCGGAAGAGGAGCCCUGCCUUUGCACGGCACUUCAGAGAAGGAUGGACAGACGGACAGUGCUGCAGAAGAGAGCAGCAGUCAAGAGACGGGGAAAGGUCUUGGCCCAAACACUUCCUCCACCAAUGCUCAUGAAGUUGGUAGAAGGACUUCUGUCCUUUUCUCCAAGAAGAACCCAAAAACGGCAGGACCACCCAAGAGACCAGGAAGGCCACCGAAGAACAGAGACAAUCAGCUAUCAUCGGGGCAGAUCAGUAGCCCAAUUGGACCCCCGCAGCUGUCUGUCACAGGGGGGUCUCAGAGACGGAAAAGAGUUCGAAGCCCUCGGCCGACUUCAAGCUCAGAUAGUGACAGCGACAGUGAUAAGUCAGCAGAGGAACCCUCUUUAGAUUUACCUACAAACGGUUUCAGCGGCGGCAACCAGCAAGUCAAAAAGAGUUUUCUAGUUUACCGGACUGACUGCAAUCUUCCACGGAGCAGCUCAGACUCUGAGUCCAGCACCAGCAGCAGCAGCAGUGCUGCUUCUGACAGAACCAGCACAACUCCUUCCAAACAGGGUCGGGGAAAGACGUCUUUCUCUAGGGAUAAUUUCGCUGACUACAGCAGUGAGGACACGUCUGGAACAGAGAAUGAGUCCUACUCCGUUGGUGGGAGAGUUGGGCAUGGCUUGGUACGCAAAGGACUGGAAAGCCGAGGGGCAGGGUGGCUGUCUGAAGAUGAAGACUCCCCUCUUGAAGCAUUAGACUUGGUGUGGGCCAAGUGUCGGGGAUAUCCCUCUUAUCCAGCUCUGAUUAUCGAUCCAAAAAUGCCACGAGAAGGAGUGUUUCACCAUGGCGUUCCAAUUCCUGUACCACCUGUAGAUGUUCUCAAAUUAGGAGAACAAAUGGCUCAAGAGGCACAAGAGCAUCUCUACCUCGUUCUGUUUUUUGACAACAAGCGAACCUGGCAGUGGCUUCCACGGACAAAGUUAGUUCCUCUCGGCGUGAACCGCGAACUGGAUAAGGAGAAAAUGCUGGAAGGGAGGAAAUCAAACAUCCGCAAAUCUGUGCAGAUCGCCUACGACCGUGCCAUGCAGCAUCGCAACAAAGUGCAGGGUGAUCCAAGCAGCGAAUCCAGCGAGAGCGACUAGGGCCGCCAUCUUCACAGCAAGAAACAUUGGAUGAUCCCUGCACACUGAUGUCAAUCCAGAUUUAAAAAAAAAAAAAGAGCAACGUGCCCUCUGGAACUGCCCAACAUAGUUGUAGAUUUUUGCAAAUUACGGUUUUAUUUGUUUGUAGAAAAGGGCCAAGAUCAGGAGAAAUAAGAGCCUAUAGGAAUACAGAAAAGGAGCAAGAGCAGGGGAAAUAAGAGCCUAUAGGAAUACACAUGUGACAUGGAGCAGGGAUCUGUGCAGAGUGGUUGCUGGAUGACCAUUGAUAGCAGUGAUUUCUUCCCUUUUGUAACUCCCAUUUCCCCUGCAGGAAGCUGUAGUGAACUUUUACAUAUCUCUAUAGAACUAUUGUCCCCCUUGAAGCUCUUCUACAGGACUCUUUUAUAUGCAGUGCGUCCCGUAUUCACUCUUAGACAUCUCGUUAUAAAGAAUCAAAAGCACGAAAGAUGAUCUUAUUUUUGGCCUGUUUAUUUGUAGGCCCCACUGUUUAGCAUUGACUUCAUUGUAUCACGUUCAAAUUACGGUUCUGAGUUGCCUCUACAGUUUCAGAUCUGUAACAGCAUAAGGGAAAGCGUGGGUGAAAUAGAAUGGGUAAUUUUAUUUAUUAAUCAUUAUUAUAAUUUAAAAUCAUCAUAAAAAAAACCUAUGCUGUCUUAACAGACCCUUUCCUAAAGGUUAAGUAGGCCUUUAUUUGAUACCCUUGUAAAUAUGUUUUUACUGUUAUUAUCAAAAGGUCCUUUUCAGACAGACAGGGGUAGUUCAAGUUGGUUAUUUUUAUCAAUGUUUUAAUUGGUCUUCAUUUUUUAUUCAUUAUUUGCCUUCCUCUUCUGCCCUUUCCAGUUUUAAGUAGGGGUCACUGACCAUAGCAGCAAAAAACCUAUUUCUCUGCAAUGUUACUGUUACUUUGUAUUACUUAUCUUUCUAUUUGGGUCGCUCCUCUGUCUGGCUGCUAGGGUAAAUUGGACUCUAGCAACCAGAUAGUUGAAAUUCAAACUACAUAGCUGCUGAACACAAAGCUAAAUAACUCAUGUACCAUAAUAAAACGAAGCCCCAUUGCAA